This is a messenger RNA of Larimichthys crocea (large yellow croaker), 11774 nucleotides long. RefSeq names its product striated muscle enriched protein kinase. Gene Ontology annotation, biological process: protein phosphorylation. Gene Ontology annotation, molecular function: ATP binding; protein binding; protein kinase activity. The record is from RefSeq and is a predicted model, not a curated record. Lineage: Eukaryota; Metazoa; Chordata; Actinopteri; Sciaenidae. Bases 575 to 10609 code for a protein of 3344 amino acids. The transcript has 42 exons.
GCAGCUGUCACUCCCAACCUGAGAGGGAGUCGGGGGUGAAGCAGUGAGACAGAAAACAUGAGUUGAUUUAGUCUUAGAAGACUAAAAAGGUUAAAAGAGUGUUUCUAAAAGGUUCCUGUGUACUUAUAGUGAAACACUGAGGCAGGAGGCCUGAGUGCUUUGACAUUUCACAGAGGGGACCUCACCGCUCUUAAACCUAUUGGAAGGGACCAUGGCGGUGGCUGCUAAUGCUACAUGAUCUCAGCUGGACUUACACCUUACAGCCGGUGCUCAGUAAAGGACACGUAGAGACGCGGGGCUUUACCAAAUGAUUUGAGAUGAAAUAUUUGGCUCCAUGGAUCCUGUUACCUUCACUUGGACUCUGCGGGGACGUCCAAAGGGAUUCCUGUCGGCUUUAAUGGCAAAAGUGAGUCCCCGUUGCCAAACACCCUCUCUGUACUCGCUGUGAGCCCAGAGAUAUCUGAGCUAAUGGAGUCUUUCAGAAGAAGCCCUCAGUAGCUGCAGCUCAUCUUGAUACCCCAAUCAAUUAGCAGAUAAAAAGUGCAGUCUGUAAAGAAGUGUGAAAGAAGUCAAGAUGGCAGACGGCCUUGGAUCCAGUCCCAGCUUCAGCAUCCCUUCCAAGAGGCCCAAAGUCGCCAAGGACCAGGUUGUUCCAGGUGCUGAGGUUGAAGAACCAACGCCGCCAGUCUUCACCCGUAAACUCCGCAAGGCAGCAGUGGGAACAGGUUGCGAUAUCCGACUGAGGGUGUCGGUGGCGGGAUUUCCAAAACCUUUGCUGAGCUGGUACCACAACGAUGAGAUCCUUCCUCCAUCAGAAGCCCAGGACUCAGGAGGGCUGUGGAUACGGGACUGCCGCACGUGUGACGCAGGCUUGUAUGCGUGCGUGGCGACCAAUGAGCUGGGAGAGGCGAGCUGCAGCGCUGUCCUGGCUAUUAUGGACCUCGGUGAAGACUCUGAGACCACAGAAGAUGAGACCACAGAACCUCAGAUGGAAACCAAAGAAGGAGGGCCCGGGAGGCACCAAGACAAGGCUGGACGGAGAGGACCUUCAGGUGAGGGAGGAGGGAUGAUGGACUAUAACCCGGACGCUUCAGACCGCAGGGCCACCCUUCCCGGUGGCUACGACCCCGUAGUGGAGCGAGAGCUCCGCGCACUGGGUUCCCGCCCUCCGGGUUCCCACUUGGACCCCACAAACCCAGCAAGGACUCAAACUGCUGAUGAAUCCCCCCAUGCCCCUCCACCCAAAAACACCAUCAGUAACCCAAACGAAGAUCUGGGUCAAACCAAACCUUCAUCUUCUAACUCAGACCAGGCGUUAGGUGUUAACAGUGCUGUCAUGACGCCCAAAAUGGCUCGUGCCGGGCCGAGGAUCUUCGACAAGGUCCGUGCUUUUGAGGAGCGAAGGGCUAGCGUGGAACUGCCCGGAGGAUCUGCAUCACGAUCUGGAUUUGGACGAGCAGCUUCCUUCAACUCAGAAGGCCUCAGCAAAGAGGAGGGUCAAAUGCUGCAGGGCGUAGCCCAGAAGCGAGCGGCGUUCAAGCAACGGGCCUCUUCUUUAGAGGACAAGACGAGCUACUCCCAGAGGGUCCAGAGCUACCAGAGCAAAUUCACUGAAGAGCUACAGAGGAUCAAGAAACUUGUGGGGAAACCAAGCUUGAGGAAGUCGUACUCCACCGAGCAGCUGUCAGAGAAAGAGAGGCUGACCACGGGGAAAGUGGAGCCCAUUCCUCCCCAAGUUGUUAAAAAGCUGGAGGCACGGGAGCGAGCGGCGGAGGACGGAAAAGUCGGGGAAGGGAACAGCAGAUUGCAGAUUUCUCUGCAGGCCCGAGGCAAAGGUCCAAGCAACAACCCUGAGAAGGAUAAGAUGACACAGCCAGAUUCACAGGGGAAACCAGCGGAUGGCUCAUCACAAGGAAGCAUGGGGAAAAUCUCUGUUACCAUGGAGACGGCACCAGUUCACCAGUUACCAGGACAACCAUUGCCAACAGCCUCAAGGACAAGCCUUACCAGGGAAACCCAACAAAGCUCUCCGGCAGCUCAAAAAUCCUCCUCCAGAGAUCUGAACUCAAAGACGGACAACAAAGCAGACACUAGAUCAACAAGCCCGCACGGGAAGAGAGCAUCCCCAAUAACCGCACCAGGCUCCCAGUAUCCACCCAAACCACCCCGACUCACCCCAUCGCCAACUCCUUCCAUCAGCCCUCUCCUGAAAAGGAGGAGGGCGGAGGCGAGUCGGACGUCUCCGGGCUUGAAGGUGAACAUCCCCAUCAUCCUGUUGGAGGAUGAACCCAUGGAGACGGAGUGUGUCGCAGACAUGAGUAACGACGAGGGAACAAAGACCAGGAGGAAAGAGGGGAAGGUUCGCAAGAGCAAGAAAGGACGUCAGCCCAGAUCUCCAGAGGAAGACGGCUCGUCCGAUGACUCGUGUCUGUCUGCUGACGACGAGACAGCCGAGGGCCCGAGGUUUGAGAAGCCACCUGAGGACACGACGGCGUCCAGCGGCACCGAGGCCGUCCUGACGUGCAUCAUCACCGGGAGCCCGCCCCCUACAGUGACAUGGAGGAAGAGCGGCGUGGAGAUCCAGAGCGACGCGUUCCACGUGGUCAAAGCUGAGGCGGAGAAGCACAGUCUGGUGAUAAAGCAGAUGAGGCCGAGCGACGCGGGGUCAUACCGCGUCACGGCUGUCAACCCGGCGGGCAGAGAGUCCUGCAGCGCCACGCUGUUCCUCCAAUCAGAGCCUACCCACAGGCAGUGUGGGAAACUGGCUGGGAUCUUGGAAGUCAGUAGUCCGACUCAGUCAGACGAGGAGUACCUGAGCCCCCAGGAGGAGGAGGCGAUGGAGGUCGGGGACUCACCUGCUCCGAGUAAAAGUGUCCACUUCAAGGAGCCUCCGUCGUUUCAGGUGGCUCCGUGUGACCAGACGGUGACUGAAGGUCAAGAUGUCGUCAUCUCAGCGAAGGUCAGCGGGCAGCCCAAGCCGAUGGUCUACUGGUUGAAGGACAGAGUCACGGUGAAGACAGCGGGGCGCUUCGCCGUGCGCGAGACCGACGACGACGCGAGAGAACUGAGUAUCAGCUCAGCCCAGAGGAGCGACGGCGGGCUCUACAUCUGCAAGAUCAUCAACGAGAUCGGAUCCAAGCAAGCUGAGUGCAGGGUGGACGUCAGAGCAUCUGCGGCUCACACGUCGCUGAACAUCAUCAGGGAGGUGACAGACGUGGCGGUGAGAGCUGGAGAGUCGGCCAUGUUCGAGUGUCACGUCACAGGACCUCCAGACGUGGACGUGGACUGGCUGUCUAACGGGAAACUGAUCCAGCCGGCGCUCCUCAACUGCAAAAUGCACUUUGAUGGCAGGAGGUGCCGUCUGCUGCUGAACUCCGUACACGAGGACGAUAGUGGAACGUACACCUGCAAGCUGAGCACGGCUAAAGAGGAGCUGACCUCAAGCGCAAACCUGAGGGUCUCCCCAACCAGGGAGCCUCUGUUCACCCGUAAGCUGGACAUCCUGGAGGUCAUCGAAGGUCGCACCGCCCGGUUUGACUGUAAAGUGAGCGGCUCGCCCGCUCCUCGAAUCACGUGGAUGCAUUUCGAGACGAGAGUGGAGGAGAGCGAUAAUGUUCGCAUCCUCCAGGAGGGCGGCCGUCACUCACUCGUCAUCGCCCAUGUCAGCAGCGACACGGAGGGCUUCUACACGGCGGUCGCUCAGAACGUCCACGGAAAGUCUGAAUGCACCGCCGAGCUCUACAUGCAAGAACCUCGAGCUGCCAUCUCCUCUCACAUGGCCAAGUUAGAAAAGAUGCCAUCCAUCCCAGAGGAGCCUGAAAUGCUGGAGCGCGAAGUGGAGAGGAGGACCAUGCCCGACUUUGUCAAACCUCUGGCGGACGUGGAGGUGAUCGAAGGCAAAGAGGUGGUGCUGAAAUGCAAAGUGACGGGCCUGCCCUACCCGACCAUCGGCUGGUAUCACAACGGGAAGCGCAUCGAGAGCAGCGAGGAGCGCAAAAUGACCCAGCACAGGGAUGUCCACAAUCUGCUCAUCCGGAGCGCUUGUCACGCUCACGGGGGCGUCUACAAGGCGGUCAUCUCCAACAAAGUGGGCAAGGCAGCCUGUUACGCACACCUAUACGUCACAGACAUCGUUCCCGACCCUCCUGACGGCCCUCCAGUGAUCGAGGCAAUCACAGGGAAAACUAUCAGCCUCAGCUGGAAGAGACCGAAGAGGCUGGACUCUUCGUUUGAUUGCAGCUGCUUGCUCUACGUGGUCCAGCAGCAGCCUCUGGGCUCCAUCCAGUGGUCCGUCGUGGCGUCUAACCUGAGAGAGACCAACUACACCGUCACCUCCCUGUCCAAGGGAGUCCGCUACGCUUUCAGAGUCCUGGCGUCCACCGGGAAGACGUCGAGCAAGCCGUCACCGUCCACUGACCUGGUCCAGCUGCUGGACAGAGGACCAUAUCUGAGGAAAGCACCCAUCAUCCUGGAAAAACCUGACGUCGUUUACAUGGUGGAGAACCAACCUGCGAGCAUCACCAUCACGCUGAACCACGUGCAUGCAGCCGUCACCUGGAAAAGGAGGGGGGUGGUGCUGGCCAGCAGACCGGGGACGUACGAGAUGAGCAUGCCAGACGACGAUCAACACACCCUGAAGCUCCUGCGAGUCCGAGGCACAGACGUCGGCCAGUUGGUGGUCACAGCCAGCAACCAGUUUGGCAGCGACCUCUGCACGCUUCAGCUGACCAUGGCAGUGCCUCCGAAGUUUGAAACCAUCAUGGAGGAUGUGGACGUGCACAUCGGGGAGACGUCCCGGCUGGCUGUCGUGGUCGAAGGGAAACCAGACCCGGACAUUCUGUGGUAUAAGGACGACGUACUGCUCUCCGAGAGCAGCCACUUCACGUUUGUGUACGACGACCCAGAAUAUUCCCUCGUCGUCCUCAACGCCCAGCCCGAACACUCGGGCGUGUACACCUGCACCGCCAAGAACCUGGCCGGGCCCAACUCCUGCAAGGCCGAGCUCACGGUCCACACAGAGCGGAAAGAAGCAGCCGAGCCGAUGGAGGACGAGGGGACCAUCCUGAGGAAGAUGAGGCGUUUGACAGAUUACUACGAUAACCACAAAGAGAUAGGGAGGGGCGCCUUCUCGUAUGUGAAGAGGGUGACACAGAAAAAAGGAAAGGCCGAGUUCGCCGCCAAGUUCAUCUCCGCGCGAGGAAAGAGGAAAGCCUCGGCCCUCCGAGAGAUGGACCUGCUGUCCGAGCUGGACAACGAGAGGAUCCUGUAUUUCCACGACGCCUUCGAGAAGAAGAACGUGGUGGUGCUCAUCACAGAGCUAUGUCACGAGGAGUUUCUGGAAAGAAUGGCCAAAAAAACAACAGUCAAGGAGCUGGAGAUCCGCUGGAGUGUUCAGCAGCUUUUGGAAGGUCUUCGUUAUCUACACCAAAAAAGCAUCGCCCACCUUGACAUUAAGCCUGAAAAUAUUUUAAUGGCGAGCCCCGGCAGUGACCUGAUCCGCAUUUGCGACUUCGGCAACGCCAUAAAACUGGAGACUUCCGAGGAGUACUACUGCAAAUACGGCACGCCGGAGUAUGUCGCGCCAGAGGUUGUUAAUCAAACUCCAGUCUCCACAGCAACAGACAUAUGGCCCGUUGGUGUCAUCACUUACCUCUGCCUGACGGGUGUGUCUCCUUUCGCUGCUGAGAACGACAGAGCCACCGCCUUAAACAUCCGAAACUACAACGUGGCGUUUGAGGAAAGCAUGUUUUCUGACCUCUGCAAAGAAGCGAAGGGAUUUGUCAUCAAACUCUUGGUGGUGGAUAGACUGAGGCCGAGUGCCAUCGAGUGCCUUCGUCACCCUUGGUUCAAGUCACCAACAAACAAGAUCAUCAGCACAGCUAUGCUGAAGCAGGUUUUAUCAAGAAGGCGAUGGCAGCGCUCCCUCAUCAGCUACAAAUCCAAGAUGGUAAUGCGAUCGAUCCCAGAGCUUUUGAGUGAUUCAUCCAGCCACGUCUCCAUCGCUGUGGCACGGCAUUUAAAAGAAAGCUCCCCGCCACCAUCCUCUUCCUCCGACUCGGAUGCAGAUGUGGACGAGCUCCCCUUUAUUCCCAUGCCACUGUCCAUGGUCUUCUCCGGCUCCAGGGUCUCUCUUAACGAGAUCCCGGGGGACGAAGAUGUCACCGCGUGGCCGAGUGUUGCUGCUGAUGGGACGAGGAAAAAGAACGACAUGGAGAUACUGGCUAACACAAGUGUGAAAAAUGAAGAAGAAACCCAGAAUGAGGAGACGAUGGAAAAGACAAAACGAGCCCCACUUAAAAAAGGAUCAAGUGUGGAGUCGGACGACUCGCAGACAAAAGCCAGGCGGGCUACCAUGAGGAGAGGCAGCUCUGCUGAUUCAGCACUGCUUCUCCACAUUGACCCAGAAGAGGGAAACUCCAACAACGAUUUGGAAACAAGUACCAAGAGCCUGAAAAAGGCCGUUUCCAUGGAGCUACCCAAUCGCUGUCCGAGCCCGGGAGCGGCAAAGUUAAGCCAGGAGGAUUAUGCCCUAAAACUGGAGCUGAUGAGACAGCGGUUGCUCAGGGGAGGAAACGUGGACAAAAAGAUGAGCGGCCUUCGAGGGCCCUUAUUUGAAACACUCGGCAUGGAAGAUGAGAGGCGGACCGGGUCUCUUGAUCGCAACUUGAGGAGAUCCAGAGCGGGGCCAUCAACGCUCAUCAGAGCAGCUUCUUCGUCUGAGAGCUCUGGGGAGGACGUGCCACAGACCAAAGUUUUUCGUAAAAGCGCCUCCUUCACUCAGGGGGAUUCUGAGCCCAUGCCUUUACAUCGCAGGUUCGGAGCCCCUUUAGAGAUCCCAUCGGUGGGCAACGGCAGCGUAGACGGGAGGAAGCUCCAGGAGGCAACGUCAAUGUCUGCACUUACAGAACAAACAGCACUGGAGUCUGCCUCACCUACAACAAGGACUUCCUUUAUAUUCCCAACACCAGGAGGAUUGGACCAACAGAAAAAACAGAGCAAUGUGAAAGAACGUGAGGAAAGCAUGAAUGAGAAGAACAUGGAUGUGAUAACAGAGAAGAGGACCAAAACCCAGUUAGAAAAGGCAGAUAAAGGAGAGUCUAGAUCACCCUCUGUAAUCACUCCUAUAAUUGUAAUCGAGGAAGACAAUGAAGAAGAAGAGAGGAAAGAUGAGCAAACACUACAAAAUAGUAAACCAUCAUCUGCGUAUGCAAGCGGCACUCAAGCUGUUGCAUCUACAGCCAAACCAAAUGAAACAAAGUCCACAGAUACCCCCACAUUACCCGAACACGCAGCAGUAUUUGCCAAAGUAGCAACUGCUAACCGAUCUCCCGGCUCUGUUACCACAUCAUCAAACCCCGAUCUUCCUAAGGUCCGCAGCCAACCUGUGCUCAGAACAGACAUCAAAGAUAUCGACUCGGAGGAGGUCUUUGAAGCCAGGUUUAAGAAGCGGGAGUCGUCUUUGACUCGUGGCCUCCGAAAACUGACCAGAAACAAAUCAGAGGAGAAGUCACCUGUGCUAAGUCGGAAAGGUGUCGAAGGGGGUGAGGAGGUUUACAGGCCGGGGGCAAGGGGGGCUCCUCUUGAAAUGGUAUCCAAAGGACUGCAAGAGAAGUCCAAAUCUGUUCAAGAUCUAAGAGAAGAUGAUAAGGAACCAGGGCUUGGUCUAAUUGGGAGGUUUUCCUUGCGGUCCAAGAGGUCAACAUCCGUUGAUAAGAAGGGCGAUAAACCAAAGGAGGAAAAGCAACAGAGUGUUCAGGAAACUGCUGUAAGCAAGAGGGUUUCAUGGGCUAUUGGCCGCAGUAAGUCCCUGGAUACAAAGGAGCUGAGCAGUGCAGGGAUGCCGAGGCAGCUGGAAGAGAAAGAACAAAGAAAAGCUGAGGAGUCAUCGGUUUCUGCUAUGAGGCGCAAGUUUGAGUCCAAAGUGGCAGGAAUUUCUGCCAAGAUAAGGACCCAGUCAGAGGAAAGGAAGGAUAAAGAUGCUGAGGGAAGUCAGAAAGAGCUGGCGCAGAAGGAUUUAAAUAAAGUCACUGAUUCUCCCAUCUUGGCAAUGCGACAGAAGUUUGAGAACAAAGUGUCAGGAAUAUCCACAAAGAACCGCAGUCAGUCUGAGGAAAGAAAAGCGGAUGCAGAAGAAAAGAGGACACCCCUGUUUACCCGCCAUCGUCAUUCCCAGUCUGAAGGGCGUGGACUCAAAGGAAUGGGCAUCCCUGAGAACCAACUAGCGAAACAGACCGGCGCUGGUGCAUCCAAGGAAUCAAUCGAAUCCGCGUCUAGUAUCCAUUCCGAAAAAGCCCCGGAGAGCGACAGGAGAUCGCGGUGGGACAGGUGGGGAUUGACGAGAAGCAAGAAAGACAAAACCCCGUCCCAGUCUGAUCUGCCUUCAUCCACCUCCAAAGAGGAGGGUUUGUCAAAAAGCCAACAGUUUAUCCGCUCGGCGUCGGACUUCGCCCCCGUGUUCCACAUCAAACUGAAAGACCACGUCUUACUGGAGGGGGAAUCCAUCACUCUGAGCUGCCUUCCAGCUGGAAGUCCACAUCCAGAAAUUACAUGGAUGAAAGAUCGGAAGCCGCUGGAGGUGGACGACAGGAUCAACCUGAUCUCCCACCCGGACGGCCGGCAACUUCUUACGAUCAUGAAGUCGAGCCAGAGGGAUGCUGGAGUUUACGAAUGUGUAGCUACAAACCUUAUAGCUACCAUCACCACCUCCUGCACACUGUCCAUAGCUUGUGUCCCAAAACGACCAGGCACCCCUGAAGUGCCCCAGACUUACAACAACACCGCCCUGGUGCUCUGGAAGCCUGCAGACACCAAGCCUCCAUGUAGCUACACCCUGGAAAGAAAGACAGAAGGUGACUCAAAGUGGCUGAUUGUAGCCACGGGAGUUGUCGACUGUUACUACAACGUCACAGAUCUAUCAACAGACGGCAUGUUCAGGUUUCGCGUCACCUGCGUCAACAAGGCAGGACAGGGACCGUACAGCAACUGCUCUGCUGCGGUCAGCCUGGACUCAACAGGUGGAGGAGCUUCACCUUCUGUGGCCGUUGUAAAAACAGUCCCAGCUCCACCUGAACCAGCUGUCACCUCCCCGAUGAACGUGCCUCCACUUAGACCAGUCCAGAACAAAGCACCCAGUAUAACCACCUCCACCUCUCCAGCUUCGCCUUCUGCUGCGUUACCUCUUCCACCUACGUCACCAUCUAUCCCCACCCCUCCGUCCUCUCUGCCCUCCAGCCCGACGACAAACCUCCCAUCAUCACCCACAGGCACAACAGCCGAGGAUGCUCCAAAACUCAGCUCCACUCUUUCCUCUUCACCUACAGUCAAACCACCUCCACCCUUUGUCCUCCCCAAACCACAAAGUCCAAUAAACGUGGUGUCUCCCAUGACUCAGACCCAACCAAUAUCCCCACCACCCACUCUUGUAACGCCACCAUCAACACCAACCAAACCAGCAGUGGCUUCAGUGCCCACAUAUGUCCCCACCACUACCGUCACGGCUCGCGUGGCCCCAACUCCCAUCUCCUUUUGCCCACAAGUGCUGCAGGCCUCUAGCCUGAGCCCCAUCGGUGAAGGGACCAGUACCCCCACCAGAGGCACCCCAUCAGGACGCUCUACGCCAUCCACUGUUCUACGACAGGGGGUCCCACAGAAACCCUACACCUUCCUCGACGAGAAAGCCAGGGGUCGUUUCGGAGUUGUCCGAGAGUGCCGUGAGAACGCAACAGGCAAAAUCUACAUGGCGAAGAUCAUUCCCUACAGCCAGGAGAACAAGCAGGAAGUCCUGAAGGAGUACGAGAUCCUGAAAUCCCUCCACAACGAAAAGGUCAUGUCACUGCAUGAAGCCUACGUCACGCCGCGCUACCUGGUGCUCGUGGCAGAGUACUGCACUGGCAAAGAGCUGCUGUACACCCUCAUAGACAGGUUCCGUUACUCCGAGGACGACGUGGUGGGUUACCUGGUCCAGAUCCUCCAAGGGGUCGAGUACCUCCACAAUCGGCGCGUCCUCCACCUGGACCUCAAGUCAGACAACAUCAUGGUGACCAACCUCAACGCUGUAAAGAUCGUUGACUUUGGAAGCGCUCAGAGCUUCAACCCACUCAGCCUCAAACACCAGGACGCUGCCGCAGGAACGCUGGAGUACAUGGCUCCUGAGAUGAUAAAAGGUGAGGUGGUCGGUCCUCCAGCGGAUAUUUGGACUGUUGGAGUCGUAACCCACAUCAUGCUUGGUGGUCGACUGCCCUUCGAAGAUAAAGACCCUUCAAAAGUCGAAUCCAAAAUCCUGAUGGCGAAGUUUGACCCGACCAAACUGUACCCAAACGUGUCCCAAAGUGCCUCUGCCUUUCUCAAGAAGAUGUUGAGCAGUUACCCAUGGGCCCGUCCGACCACACGAGACUGCUUCACACAGGCCUGGCUGCAGGACUCCUACCUUAUGAAGCUGAGGAGACAGACGCUCACCUUCACCUCCGGCCGGCUCAAAGAGUUCCUGGUGGAACAACAGUGCCGUCGCACAGAGGCCGCCACCAAGCACAAGGUGAUGCUGCGCACGUACCAGAGCUCGCCUCAGUCGCCGGCAUCCGGGACCGCACCGCACGUUCCCAGCCCGAAGUGAGACGACAGCUUGGGGGCGGAAAAAAGCAGCGACGACAACAUGAGUUUGUCGAGUUGGAUCUGCCCAUGGUGACGCAAAGGAACAACUUUUUGCAUCUUAACUGCUGCACGGAGAAUGUCAGCAUGCCUUGUGAGCCAGUUAAGACGCAUCGGGCGGGCAGACCAAAGAAAAGAGUCCACGUGGUAUUUCGGGAGCACUGACGGGACUCCGCGAAGGAGACGCCGUGAUGCGUUUGAAUUCAGAAGUUCAAAACUUCUUGUGAACUGUUGAUCCGCUGAGAGGACACAGGAUGUUCUUUGUUUUCUUUUUGAUUGUUUGCACAAUUUCUCAGUCUUGAAAUCGCACAUUUGGGUUUUUUCGGUCUCCACUCUGCACGAUCAGCCUGAAACAUGUGUAUCAUUCAGCAUUUAGCGUUUCAGGAAAUUUAGUAGUAGUCAUGUGAAUGCAUCAUGAUUUAAGCUGCUAAUUAAUUUUUUUCUUUUUGCAUUUACUUUACACAUUUUAAAACUCCAAAACCAAAAAUAUUUUUUGUUUUCAUCUUGAAAUCGUUUACUUUUUUCAUGUUAAUUUAUUUGCAUGUGUGUGCGCGCGCAAGCAUUUUUGAUUCACCUUUAAAAAAAACAAAAACAAAACAUAAAAAUACAGAGUGUAUUUGUGAUUGGUGUCACACAGUAAAAAUGAACUAUUUUAGAACGAGCUAGAAACUUUUUUGGUACAACUUUCUUGUUCUGUGGUUAACUGAACUCUAACUGUACACACAAUGAUGAAAAGCAGUCCAUAAAUGUAGAUACACGCUGGUAGAUUGCUGUGGUUUCUCAGUAUUACCCAUCGGUCGCGGUCAGGUUGCUCCAGAUCGUGAUCACCCAGUCAGUGCCUAAAUCGGAUUAAUAUCCAAAAAUACCUUGUAAAUGUGUCUCCAUUGGUCACGAAAUUUGACUGCAACAUUUGGAUUUUACAACAACAGAUUGUCACGUACGAACAACACAGCACAUGCAGUCCUUGUAAUAAUAGAGCGUCUUGUGUAUUGAUCUAUCACAGUGUUCCUUUUGUAUGAAUUUGGACGGUUGAAGAUUUGUAAAUGUACCAAUUUGCGGUGUUUAUAUGUGGACAAAGUUGAACAUGUUUUUAUGAGAUAGUAUGUAAUAAACCAUUGAUACAAUUGGGA